AUGUUUCUGUUAGCGAAGCUGAUUUGGAACAACCUGGAAGCCCAGAUUUCAAUCGCUCGCCUCGAAGAUGAGCUUCAGCCAGACAGGUUUCCUAAAGAGAUCAACUCUGCUUUUUUGGUCGAGAAAGAGUACAUAGAUCUUCCCGCUGAGGAGCUAAAGCUCUCCCUCCUUUGUAUUGACUAUCUCAAUCUCCCCAUUUUCACGCAGGAGCCCACAGAGGAGAACAUUUUGCUCGGCGAUUAUUCCUUCAUGGAUUACGCUGUUCUCUUUUGGCUCCCUCAUUUAGAAGCUGGUGCAAUCUCAAGGAGUGUCUCGCAUAACACGCAAAUGAGUGAGCUUCAAGAGUCAUUAGGUGUCUUCAUUGAGCGGCAUUCGAAACUAAACGGGACCCGACUUACCCUAGCCAAGCGCCACAGUGACAAAUUGGACUUCUUUAAGGAUGCUCCUUUCUACGAUCAACUGGAACAGGCAGUAGCCUCAACCAAACAGCAUCUAAAGCAAUACAUACAGCCAGAGAAACUUGUUUUAGAUCUUUACGACAUUGUCAUCAAGGUUCGCCACGUUCUUGAGCAGACUUGUCUUAGCGCAACCGAAGAAAGCAUUUGGCUUGGAAUUGAGGAAAAGUACGGCAACAAGAUCAUCUUUUCAAAUGCGAAAGAUUCAAUUGCCAAUUUUUUACGGUCGGUUUCUCCACAAGCAAUACACAAAAGGAGCAUCUAA
Messenger RNA from Clonostachys rhizophaga, 720 nucleotides. Lineage: Eukaryota; Fungi; Ascomycota; Sordariomycetes; Hypocreales; Bionectriaceae. The record is from the annotation of a GenBank genome assembly.